This is a messenger RNA of Sphaerodactylus townsendi, 3822 nucleotides long. It is a transcript of the gene NAIF1, whose product is annotated as nuclear apoptosis inducing factor 1. Gene Ontology annotation, cellular component: nucleus. Bases 1218 to 2198 code for a protein of 326 amino acids. The transcript has 2 exons. The record is from RefSeq and is a predicted model, not a curated record. NCBI's taxonomy places the organism in Eukaryota, Metazoa, Chordata, Lepidosauria, Squamata, Sphaerodactylidae.
GGAGGCGGGCCCCUGAAAGAUCCCUUAGGGGCCCCCCAGAGGCCCUGUGGGGGCCAAGGCCACUGAGGGAUGCUUGUGUCCCGCGGGGAGACCUUCCUGGUGGGCCUCAAGGCUUUGGGCCUGGUCUGGAUUUCUGACAGCUUCUCAGCUAGGCCAUCUUAGGCCCUCCGUAACUCUUCCUCACGCUCCUGUGAAUCCCCUGCUCAGUUUCUUUUCCAUUUUUACGAGGCCUCUCUCAACAGCGUCUUUCCAAGCCUCCCUCCUCCCCAAUUACAAACCACAUUGAAUUAUCUCUGCUCUCUCCUGUGUGGGCCCUUCCUCUUCUAUUUACCUUGUCUGGGCCCUUCAUUUGCCUCAUAAUUUUCACCUUUCUUCAUCGCCCCCAUGGAUUGAGCCCUUUUUAUGUCCAAGAGCCCCCCUCCUCCCCCAAUAUCCCUCUCUAUGGCUUCUCUUUUCUGCCCCAGGACCCUCCCCUCCUAAAUUACCCUUUUGAAAGCAUUAACCCGUUUACCUGCCUCGCAUCACGAUUUUGGGCUAGUUUACAUGGAAAUGAGCCCCACUGAGUUAAACAGAGGUUAUUCCCAAGGAUAUGUGCACAGAGUUGGUCUCCUGUGCACGUCAGCCCUUUUGUGUGUCCUGUAUUUGCAUGGCACAUCUUUCUUGCUCACCCAUUCACCUUAUACACUUCAUAUUCACCUUUUAUGCCCCUGCCAAGAGUUACCGAGUGCCCCCUCAUUCUGUAUGUCUCCCUGGGUUUUGUGCCCCCAUCUCCCUAUUUCCCUUUAUUUCCUACAUUUCAUCUCUCGCCACCCCAGCCAACUACAAAACUUUCACGAAGUAGCCAUGUUAAACUUUACACCUGGUCCCUGCUUGCCAUCAGCUGAGAUAUUUGCCUUUGAUCAAAUUAGCCUGUGUAUUAUGUGCUUUCAGUCUGCCACUUGGACCUUACAGACAUGUCAAGGUUUCUUUUUCCUAUUUUUUACCAUGACCCUGUUGAACUUAAAUCUUGUUGUUGUUGCCCCCCAUAAAGGGUUCCUGCCUCGGUCCAACGGGCUUAACUUCAUCUCCCAUCCUUUUCCAGCAUUUUUCAGCUUGCUCUGUUCCAUUGCUGCUUGGUUCCUAUUUGGUUCCCUACUGUUUCCCCAGGCUUCGUCAUCCUGGCCUGUCCCUGGACGUGACCUUGAGCUCAGAACUUCCCAGCUUGCCUUGGGCAUCCCAUGGCAAUGUCCUCCCCCCCAGCACCACCGGCUAAAAAGCGGAAGAUGAACUUCUCCGAGCGGGAGGUGGAGAUCAUUGUUGAGGAACUAGAGCGGAGCAAGCACCUGCUCAUCAAUCACUUCAACGCAGGUGUGUCCCUGGCAGCCAAGGCGACUGCCUGGCACAACAUCCUACGCCGCGUGAACGCCGUGGCCACCUGCCACCGGGAGCUGCACGAGGUCAAGAAGAAGUGGUCAGACCUCAAGACGGAAGUGCGCCGUAAGGUGGCCCAGGUCCGAGUAGCGAUGGAAGGUGGCGAUGUCCAUGAUGGCACUGGAGAGGGCCAGGAUGCGGAGGAGCCAACUGGCGCCACCACUGCUCCAGUUAUCCUCACCCCCAUGCAGCAGCGUAUUUGUAAUCUGCUAGGAGAAGCCACCAUUAUAAGCCUGCCUGCUGGAGACUGCACUGCUGCAGACGGGUCUGAACUCCCAAUCACAGCCGCAGCCACAACUGUCACUCUUACCCAGAUUCCCGCAGAGACAACCUACCACAGUCUGGAGGACGGCGUUGUGGAGUACUGCACGUCAGAGACCCCCACCACGGUCACGGCCGAGUCGCCCUUAGAGAUGAUGGCCCAGCAAGCCGAGGUCUCCAUGAAGCCCCAGGAGCUGAAGAGCAGAAUUGCCCUCAACUCAGCCAAGCUCUUGCAGGAGCAGCGGGUGACCAACCUGCACGUGAAGGAGAUCGCCCAUCACCUCGAGCAGCAGAACGACCUGCUGCAGAUGAUCCGCCGCUCUCAGGAGGUGCAAGCGUGCGCGCAGGAGCGGCAGGCCCAGGCCAUGGAAGGGACGCAGGCUGCCCUGAGCGCCCUCAUCCAGAUCCUCCGCCCCAUGAUCAAGGACUUCCGGCGCUUCCUGCAGAGCAACACCCCAGCUCCUCCCGUGGCCGUGGACCCCGGCCAGGCAGCCCAAAACGGACAGCAGGACGGCAUCAUCCAGUGAAGGCAAGCCUUAUCAGAUGGACCUGGUGGAGAGGAACAACACCUCCGUGCCCAUCCUUGCCAGUGCAGGCAAAUGGGUUCAUUGCCUGCCUCUGGAAACUGAAAGGAUCAUCCUGCAUUUUUUAAUAAGAAAUGUUUGCAUGAUUUGUGGACGUGGCCCUUGACUGAGCACACACACAAAAAAGACUCUGCCUUUUUACAGAAGGUUUGGAAAGCAGGUUUUAUAUAAAAGGAGGAAGAAACGUAGCCUUUUUUUAAAACUGCGACGAAUGAUGACUUCGGGGAUUUUACUGCUGAUCGUUCGCGCAAGAGUCUCAGAUCAAUAAAAUGCAGUUCUGGAGAGUCCCUUCUUUAGACCCUGCAGGCUGAUUUAGCUGUCAGUAAGUGCAUUUCUCACAGGCAUUAAAGUCGUAUUGUUCUCCUGGUGCCACAGCUUGGAAAGUACAUUUCAAAAGGUUUGGCUGGAAGACCUCUCUUCAGCCCCUGGGCCACUGGCAUCAAAAGCCUUACCAUGUUCCUUGUUGCCUCCCAUGUUUUUUACCAUAUACGUGCAACGGCUGGCAGAGAUUAGCUGGGGAUUUGGGAUGAGCUGUCAUGAGUAGCCAGACGAUACUCAACUUUGUCUCUCCAACAAGAUCCCGGAAAGCUGCGGUUGAGUGUAACUAACAUAGGUCAGCCAUGAGGGACUGGAUGAGGACAAACAAAGCGAAAUUAAACCCAGACAAAAGGAAGGUUGUGUGGGUCAGAGGUAAAACUUCUCUGGAGAUAGGUGUUCAGUUUCCCCUAAGUGGGACUGUAAAGGCUGCUGUCUGGAGGAGCAAGCUUGUAGUUGGGGUGUGCCCUUGGAUCUGGGUAGUCAGGAGUGCAUUUUUAAAAAGGUUGGUUCGCUAGUUUCAGCCUUUCCUGGAGAAGUCAGACUUGCUCUUGAUCAUAUAUGCCACACAGGUAUACUGUAGCACAUAGGUGUCAAAUUCGCGGCCCUCCAGAUGUUAUGGACUACAGUUCCCAUCAUCCCCUGCCAGCAUCGUGCUUCCAGGGAUGAUGGGAACUGUAGUCCAUAACAUCUGGAGGGCCGCGAGUUUGACACCUGUGCUGUAGCACCUUCAACAAGGGACUGCUUUUGAAGAUAGCUCAGGAGCUUCAACCAGUUCAGAACAUGCAACCAGGCCGUUUAUAUCACUCCCAUCUUGUAUCAAUUAUGUUGCUUCUUGCGUGUUUCUGACCGAUGCUUAAGGGCUUGGGUCUAAGGUAUCGGGUGGACUGCCUCCAGCCCCGCAUACCAGCUUGUGCUUUGCGGUAAGCUGAGCAAGUUUUAUUGCAGGAAGGGCCUGUCAAAGAAAUCUGGUCACAGAGGACCCGCAUGAGGGCUUUUUCAGCAGGAAUUCACUCCCCUUGCUUUGCAGACCGUACAUUCUCCAGAGGGCUCGUAACUUCAGCAGAAAGCUUUUUUAAUUCCAAAUGGCCUUUUUGUAACAAAAUCUGUUUGUUGUACUUGUACAUUUUAAAUAGCUGUGGACUAUUUUAGCUAUUUUAUAUGGCUUUUGUUAUGGUUAUGGUGCCCUGAGUAUUGUUAGAAAUGUGGAAUAUAAAUAUCCAAAUGAAUACAAAACUUCUUUUCUAAACAA